UAAAAUAUUAUAUUAAUCAUCGGCCGCAAUAAAUAAUGCUUAAUAGAGCACCUACUUCGMACGUUUUCAGACUAAGUACAGAGCAAUAMAUUUAAUUACCUAUUUACUCAAUUAAGUCUAUAWAAUAGAGGCACUGAACAGUUUAAGGAAUCCGCAGUUCUCACCAUCUUAAAUUAGUGGAUAACCUACAGUCAAGAGUAUCGAAACACAAUAUAAUUAACAUUCUACUGAUUUCAUAAUCACUGCAUCGAAUAGUGUGUGUCCCGCAGUAGUAGAUGUAUAUUAGAAAAUCGUGUUGCUCGCCAAUUAUUAGCGACACUAACUGCAUUACAACGAGAUUUUUGGUGGGUAUAUUUACUUUUUCCAUAAACAAUCGUGUGUGCAAUGUCUUCUAGUAGCAUGGAAACUUCAGAUUCUUGUAUAACAUCUCCUAUCAAACCAGAAGAUUCCAAUUCCCCUAUUAUUCCACCUGAAGAUAACACUGAUCAAGAUUCAAAAGAAAAUGUUGAUUCAUUUGCUUACAAUAUUUGGCAAUGUAUGAAAAGAAUAAAUUCAAACUUAGACUUUUUAUCGCAAACAUUUAAUGAACAAUCUGAUGUAGUACAAACUCAUAAAGCACAAUCUGCAGCAUUGGAUGAUGACCAUUUUAUAUUAUUGUUUCCAUUAAGAGAAAUAGAAGAUGUUAUUGAACUUGAAUCAAGACUUUCAAAUAAUAGUUCAGAUUUCAAUAAAAAAUUGAUUUCAUGCAUCACACCCAGAGAUCAUGAUGGUCGUGUGUUAGAUUUAAAACAAUUUGUUAGRACCAUUUUACGUACAUUGUUCACAUAUCGUUUAGCUGGCAACUAUUCUUGGCGUGGAUUUCGAGGAAAUUUUCAAAUUGGAAAUUUAAAAAUCGUCAAACUUAUUUUUGAUAUGUCAAAAAACAAAUUCAAAAAUGCUACAAAGUCAAGUGUUAAUGUGUUCAUCAAGGAAUGGAUCAGAUAUGCCAAACAACGACGUAACCAAUUAAGAAAAGUUCAAAGUUUCUAAGCUUAUACUACUAUACUACUAAAUACUACUCUAUUAUAAUUUUUUAGUUAUUAUAUUUCCUAAAUAUUUAAUACAUGAAUAAGUUUAGAAAUUACAAUAAACUAUAACAUCAUCAAAAGAUAUGUUUGCUUUUCAGCUUAUAUCCGUGUAAUUUGUUAACUUAAUUUUGUUAGUUAUCUAUCAAUGAAUAUUUAGUAUAAAAAAUCAAUCAGAUAGUAAAUAUAAGUU
Diuraphis noxia (Russian wheat aphid) is the source of this 1257-nucleotide messenger RNA. RefSeq lists its product as uncharacterized. The record is from RefSeq and is a predicted model, not a curated record. Lineage: Eukaryota; Metazoa; Arthropoda; Insecta; Hemiptera; Aphididae.